Messenger RNA from Klebsormidium nitens, 886 nucleotides. The record is from the annotation of a GenBank genome assembly. NCBI's taxonomy places the organism in Eukaryota, Viridiplantae, Streptophyta, Klebsormidiophyceae, Klebsormidiales, Klebsormidiaceae.
UGACUUUGCUUCAGCCUCACCAGUGGCAGCACGGCAGUGCUACAAGACAAUGGGCAAACAUCAGAGGAGACACCGAAAGGGAGGCAGAGGGUGCCCUUGAAUUGCUGUGGCUGGGACUCCUUGCAAUCUGCAGACUAUUUCAAUGCGUGUCGGCCUCGAUGGUGCGGUGGUGGUACCCAUGGGCCGCCGCUUGGCGCCCGCUUGGAGUUGGUAAAGUGAAUGUUGGAUUACUUUCAUAAUAGGAUGGAUCCACGAUCAGACCUGCCUACUAGCGCUGGGUAACUCCUGGGGAUGUCCCUAUUGGUGUUGGGCGUCGUUCUGUCCACUGGACGGCCAGUGCCCCCAUACUGAAAGCUUUUGCUGGACGGAGACUUCAUGGAAAGCCUCAGCCCCCAGGAGGUUUCGAAACUGCUUGAAGCUGAAGCUGACACCCUGCAGCAGAUGCAGAGCAAGGUGGAGAAACAGCUGGAAAGGCUGAAGCUCGAGGAACAAUUGAUCCUCCAGUCUGCUUCUUGGAAUAUGCAAGAUCAGCAAAUCGCUGGUGAUGAGGAUCUGGCCCCUCUUCCUCGACCACUCUCCCCAUUGCACGAAGCACACAUAGAUACCGUCUCGAGACCCGACGAGCGGCAAGCGGCUGCUUGGGGCACGGUUUUGGACAAUGAGCGCCCGAUAGUUCAAGAAGAUACCGGUUCUGACAGUGAACUUGAAAAGAAAUUGAAGGAGGCACUUGAGGCGGAGAAUUUUGAAGACUCUGAGAACGACGAGGAAUCAGAUUAGCAGGUACGGUAUGCCAUUACUUGUCUGAUCUAGUCACGCGGCUUUACUUCGACAGCCAUCAUUCUAUGCCUCCAAUGGUUCGGCGAUAACCCUGUUACAAUUGCUGUCG